AUGCUGGCCUCCGAGAAGCUAUGCGAGUUACGCUCUCUCAUGAACCGCACGACUGUGCCCCUGCUACCGCUUCGUUACCUACUGGGCAAGACAAAGGGAAAUGGGUCAAAAGAAUUCAUAAGUCGGUCAUUUCAAGCUUUUGUGGUUGACACGGCCGAUGCGCAUCAGAGUGAGUACGUGGGGAAUGCACACAAACGACGUGAGUUCCUUACAGGCUUUACGGGAUCUAACGGCACAGCCCUUGUGACGCCCAAUCAAGCUCUUUUGUGGACCGAUGGGCGAUACUUUUUGCAAGCAGAGCAGGAGCUGAGUGAUGACUGGACGCUCAUGAAGAGCGAAGAACCGGGUGUGCCCUCUAUCGAGCAGUGGACCAAGCAGAAUUUGCCUGAUGAUAGUUGUCUUGCCAUCGAUCCUCAUUUAACUUCAGUUCAAGCAGCCAGAAAGUUCGCAAAGGAACUAAAAGAUACGAAGAUUGAGUUGGUCGCAUUACACGAGUCCGAAAAUCUCGUCGAUCUCAUCUGGAAUGGUCGUCCAAGUAACUUGAGAAAAUGUGUGAAAGACAAAGGAGCUGACGCCAUUAUCCUUACGGCGCUAGACGAUAUUGCGUGGCUCUUUAAUAUCCGCGGCAACGAUGUCGAUUUCAACCCCGUUGUUACAUCAUACGCAGUCGUGACAUCGGACGAGGCCACUUUAUUCUUAAACGCAGCCAACCAGAGCGAAGUGACACAACACUUGGGUUCAAGUGGCGUAAGAAUCAAACCCUAUUCUGAUGUGUUUAACGAAGUCUCAACUUUUGUUGCCGCGAAUAGAAACAUGAAAAUUCUGGUAGAUCCUGCACAAUGUAACGUUGCUAUGUUUCUGGCUAUACCACCUGCUAAUCGCAAAGAAGACACGUCGAUUAUUUUGGAGCAAAAGGCGAUCAAAAGCGCGGUGGAGAUUGAAGGUAUGCGUCAGGCACACGUCCGCGAUGGUGCUGCUCUGGUCAAAUUUUUUAGCUGGCUUGAAAAUGAAAUGGAAUCUGGCAACGAGGACCAAUGGGACGAAGUGCUCGUCGCUGACAAGCAAGAACACUUUCGAAAGCAGAUGAAGAACUAUGUGUCGCUAAGCUUUGAUACCAUCUCAUCGAUUGGCGCCAAUGGAUCUAUUAUCCACUACUCGCCUAAGCGUGGUGAGUGUGCAAAAAUGUCGACGUCUGCCAUGUACCUGAACGAUUCUGGUGCUCAAUAUUUGGACGGCACGACUGAUGUGACCCGAACGUUGCAUUUUGGACAACCUUCGGCUUAUGAGAAAGCUUGCUUUACACACGUCCUGAAGGGACAUAUUGCUCUUGCAAGUACUGUCUUUCCGGACAAAAUCGAAGGCGUUCGACUUGACGCUAUCGCGCGUGCGCCACUGUGGCAGGCUGGUCUCGAUUAUCGCCAUGGAACAGGUCAUGGUGUUGGUGCAUUUCUAAACGUGCAUGAAAAGGGUGUUUUAUUAUCAUUUCGUUUGAACCCGAACGGUUUAAAGAUCCAAGAUGGCAUGAUCAUCAGCAAUGAGCCUGGAUACUAUGAAGACAACAAAUUUGGCAUUCGUAUUGAAAGUGUCAUGGUUGCCAAAAAGGCAUCGCGUGUCAAAAGUCCACUCGAACGCGAUUUCUGUGAGUUUGAGACCCUUACGAUGGCUCCUAUCCAACAAAAACUCAUCGACGUGAGUCUACUUACACCUACGGAGAUUGAGUGGGUCGACGCGUACCAUAAAGUCGUGCAUGACAAGUUGUUGCCAUUGCUAAAAGACGAUCCAGAGUCGCAUGCUUACCUGAUCCGCGAAACUAAUCCGUUGUCACUUUCAUAA
Molecule: messenger RNA, 1833 nt
Organism: Plasmopara halstedii
Lineage: Eukaryota; Oomycota; Peronosporomycetes; Peronosporales; Peronosporaceae
Product: xaapro aminopeptidase
Exons: 5
Coding region: 1-1833 (610 amino acids)
Molecular function (GO): metalloaminopeptidase activity
Source: RefSeq, a predicted model, not a curated record